Molecule: messenger RNA, 2189 nt
Organism: Dermacentor andersoni
Lineage: Eukaryota; Metazoa; Arthropoda; Arachnida; Ixodida; Ixodidae
Source: RefSeq, a predicted model, not a curated record
AGCAUUUUCCUCUCAUUUUCGCUCGGCUCGCUUGAAGCGUCAGGCGUCGGAAAUGAAGUCCUCUCUGGUAUUGGCCAUUCUCGCUGGAAGUUUGAUGAACUUUGCAAUCGCCGAUUCAGAGCAAUCGACUAAUUCAACAGAACAGCAACCUGAGCAACCCGGCAACUGCGAGAGGGUCAUCCCUUUACCUCCGUGGGCGAAAUCAUACCGUGGAAGGUGUUGGUACAUCUGCAAAGGAUGGCCCACGCGCAUUGAAUUUGAACCUGAAGGUAUUUCUUGCGGGCUGAUCACCGUCAACAACACCAAAAGAGUCUGCAAGCGAGGCAACUGCGUAAAAGAAGAAUCUGUCAGUGCCCAACCACAGCAAAAGCGACUCAUCCCAACCCAAGUUUCGGCCCCUAAACAAGAGUCCGGGACUGGAAAUCUGCUGGGAGCCUCCGAUAAGCAGGCUUCCGAAAACUCGGCUUCUACAAAACAGAAGCCAACCAGCUCGUUAGGUGGUCUGCUAUCGAAAAAGCAUUAGCUACUGAUACAUUCACAAAGCAGCAGAACCGUAUAAUGGUGUGCUAAAUAUUUCGAGGUGGAAGAUUACUCUUAAAGCGUAUGUGCGCAAAAAGAAAAAAAAAGGUCAAAUUAUUUCCUCGGUGCUUAAAAACAAUCUCUGAGAAUCAGUCACCGGUUGUUGUUUCGUGACAGUUGUGACCAGUUUCUUGACACAAAAUAAGUUUGAAUAGAGAGCUGACUUCCAGGUCACUGAUAUUUUAUUGUAAAAGGCUAGGUGCUAUCUGAACUCAAAAGCAUAGAUGCCGUCUACGAUAGAAAAGAAGCCCCCUAUAACAAUUCAUAAAGGAUGUUUCGCAAUUUUUAUGUAAAAAGGACGUGAUUAUUUCGGUUACCCUAUGCAAUUAGUCAUUUUCACAGUGAAGAGGACUCUCAAAAUAUGAAGCGCCACAUUUUCGAAUGAAUUCCCUUGAAACUGACUUUACUACAGAGGUUGUAAGUACUUUAGGAUAUCGUUUUGCUAUAUUUAAAUGGACUGUAAAAGUUCUCUCACCCAUUUUAAAGUCUUUAAACAUAAAACAGUUCACGAAGAAAAGAAAUCCAAUAGAUAUCAGAGUUCGUUAAUUAAGCACUCUCUGCAAGUGGCCCAAAGCUGAAGAGAAGGAGUUGUUACGACGUUGAACCAUAUGAUUAAAGUGCAUGAUAAGCAAGAAAUACUAUUUUGCAAAAGAAAUAUAAAAUAUUCGUCCGUAUGUGCUGAAUUUUUCACACUUACCAGGUAUUUAUCAAGCUAAUUUCAGAACAUACCGUCUGCAAAAUGUCAUAAUUUCAUUUGCGGCCAUUAUGCAUUCAUGAUGUGUAACUGAAGAUUAUGACCAUAGUUAUCGUCCAGGCUCGUCAUCGCCGCGGUGAAUACGACGGGCAGACCAACAAACAGGAGCAGCAAAUGCACGUUUGAUAUUUUGGCACAUGUAGCAGUUAAACUGGGCUCAUGAGGCGGCUUAAGCAACUUUGUCUUGUAACAUAGUAACUGUUACGUAGCCUAUUGCUAUAGAGUAAACACGGGAAUAAAUGUUGUAAUGUUCUUCCUUCAUGAAGGCAGUGGGCAACUUACGAAGUGAUAAUUCGUUGCUGAAAACACUUACCCAUCUUCCGUCUCUCAUAUUUAUUAAAACCAGUCUGGUACGAAAGAAAAGCAUAGUUGGUUACAUAGAUAAUAUGCGGUGGAUCGUUCGCCGCAGUUGUGAGUAAUGAACAAGUGGCUUUCAUUAAUGUUUGGUGUUCUUUUCUUACAUUUCUGCUUUACGAAUAACGAAACUGCCUUUUUUGUGAUUAAUGGUGAACAAUUUCACUAUACGAAAAUUACCAAGACGCCCUAUUACCGGCACAUCACUACCAUACAUCCGGGCCGAGUCUUCUUGCCAUGUUGAGUGUAUGUGUGUUUCCUUCUAUUACUUUUUUGAGCAAGUAAUGCUGGUGUGUUCCGCAAACAUGAUUCCUUUGUCCAAUUCCUUUGAAGCGCUGUGUGUAAAAUUGUGCACACCAAGACUGUACAAGCAAAUCAAAAGCGCCAAUAGAAAGGGACAUUUAUAACAUGUGACAUAAAUUUCGAAACACUUGCAUUUUAAACUGGGCAGCAAGUUUAGAUGUUAUAUUUGGAUUGUUUCAAUAAAACGGGUUGAAAGGAG